UUCUUAAGCUCCAGCUCAAAAAGUUCACUCUUCAUCAUCAUUGCUGGGCUGAACCACUCCUCUGCGGAGAGGGACGCGGACAAAUCAGGGAGCGCCCGGCGUGCAGGAGAUCCAGCCGCCCGCGUUCAAUGGUCAUUCCGCCCCGGAAUUCCUCUUCUACUUACGUCGGGGUGGGUCCCCUCAUUCCCUCUUGGCUCGGUCCUUUCCUUUGUCGCUUGGUCCUUCAGUCCCAAGGAUUUCAAACUGUAUAUCACCGAUCCGUGGCUCCCUCUCUUUUUUUUCCUUCAAUCUUCAAAUACCCCCGGAUCUCACUCUACUUCGACCCUUCAGGUUUUUCCCACUGCCCCCUUCUGACAAUGACUUCGCGGUAAACUAACAUAUGGCGUUGUGUUCGAAGUCUGAUCUGUCCUUUUCCUUUUGUCUGUCCUAGAUCCACUUGUUCUCCAUUUGAUCAUCGUUUCGUCAGCCCUGUUCACUUC
Molecule: messenger RNA, 479 nt
Organism: Aspergillus homomorphus CBS 101889
Lineage: Eukaryota; Fungi; Ascomycota; Eurotiomycetes; Eurotiales; Aspergillaceae
Exons: 2
Coding region: 129-371 (80 amino acids)
Source: RefSeq, a predicted model, not a curated record